Messenger RNA from Malania oleifera, 2267 nucleotides. RefSeq lists its product as uncharacterized. The record is from RefSeq and is a predicted model, not a curated record. Bases 146 to 1405 code for a protein of 419 amino acids. The transcript is spliced from 8 exons. NCBI's taxonomy places the organism in Eukaryota, Viridiplantae, Streptophyta, Magnoliopsida, Santalales, Ximeniaceae.
GUCGCAGAAAAGUUGCUUAUUGAGAUUUAUCAUCACUGAGAUAUAUCCUUUAGAGAAUCGGCGAUUUCUGUUAUAGCUAUAUAUGGAUUUGUUUUAGUUUAAUGGUGUCUGGGCCUCUCUUGUUUGUAAAAGAGGUGCUAAAAUAAUGAUGGCUUCUUUAGCGUCUGCAUGGAUUCCAAGACCGUCUCGCCUCACAAUCUCUCCCUCCUCUUCUUCUUCUUCUUCUGCAAAUUCGAGUUCGGUGAAGCUUUGCGUGUUUUGCAGAGCUCAAUAUGCUGCAGAUGACCUCAAAUUUGUGUUGCACGACGCCAUGGAUUCUUCUGGAAACGAUACCGCACAUGCCCGAGUUGCAAGGGAAGGUUUCUGCUCGGAGAUUAAAAGAUUAUCUGAUGUUGAGAGGGAAACAAGCAUUAGCAUAAACAGAGGGGUGGAUUUGGCUAAAACAGCUCUUUACAUAGCAGCAGAAGAUGAUUCCCUCGUCUCGCACUCUUCAGUCGCCCUCCCGGUGGAUGCUUUCAUUGAGAGGUUGGAUGAUCUUUCUAUGGGCUAUUGCUCUCACUAUAGCUCUUCCUUCAGGUUGUCCCCAGAGAACUUCUUGGAGAGUCUGGACAGAUACUUGUACAUUAACAAGGGUUUUCGCCGAACCAAGGCAGGAAUUCGAGCAGAACCAAGGGCUCUGUAUCUUCAUUCAGUUUUGACCCAUCGUUCAGGCUCUGCAGUUAUGCUUUCCCUCAUUUACUCAGAGAUCUUGAAAAUGCUUCGGUUAUGGAGUGUAUUGGAUUUUGAUGCGGAGAUUUUUUUCCCUCAUGAUCUUUAUAGUCUUCCAAGGGGCUAUCAUAAGCAGAGAAGCAAGGAAUCUGAUCAGCCACAUAUAAUGACAUGUCAAACCCUGUUGAUGGAGACACUGAGAAACUUGAAAGAAGUUUUCUGGCCAUUUCAACAUGAUCAUACCAGGAGUUUAUUCCUAAGGGCAGCGCACGCUGCUAACUGCAUUGACAGAUCAAAAUCCGUUGAAGAAAGUGGUUUUGAGCUGGCCUCUGCAAAGGCUGCUCAACAUAGGCUGGAACGUGGUGUUUGGACUACUGUACGGUUUGGGGACAUGAGGCGUGCAUUAUCUGCAUGUGAACGUCUUGUUCUCCUGGAAACUGAUGCCAGUGAGUUAAGAGAUUAUAGCAUUCUGCUUUACCACUGUGGAUUAUAUGAGGAAUCAAUGCAAUUUCUCAAAUUAUAUCAGGACACAAAGGAUCCUUCAGUGCAGAAGCAGGCAUCCAAUUCAAUUAGCAGCUUGGAGGAAGAUGCGGUGGAGAAGCUAAUGAUACGCCUCAACCUCAUUUUGAUGGAGGAAGGUUGGAGCAGAUCAUCAUAUGUCACAAGUUUCUUUACUAAUAACUCUGAACCAUGGUAGUGUUUCAUAUGCAAUCAUGCAUAAAAAAUGCAAAAUAACCUAAAGAGAGAAUUAUCAAACAAAACCCUUUAAAAAUUUGAGUUGAUUACACGAUUAUCUCCAUUAUUUAAGAUACUGUGCUUUAAUUUCUGCUAUUCAAUAUAUCUGUUAGCCAAUUCUAAAGAAAGCACUCAGGACAAUUAUGUCUCAACCAUCUGUGACCUCAAAAAAAAAAAAUGUAAAAAUAACAAAGUUGACAUGAUUAAAACCGUUUGAAGAUCUUCAGAUAGGAACUCUGUUUAGUGAUGUUAAUUUUUUCAUUUUUACUAUUUUGGGUGACGUAACAGUUGGUUGAGACAUAAUUAAACUAGGUGUGAGCUUUUAUUUGGCUAACUGCAGGACAAAGAUCAAAGCGGAGUAUUUGAAAUAAGGAGAUGAUUUUUGUGCAAUUUACUCAGACUUAGGGACUCUGUACACUGAUGCGGUGGCUCAUAGAUUAUGGUCCCUUCCAUGAGGAGAAGCAAAGCCCUACCCAAAAAUUUUGAGAUCCAAUGGAUUUUAUUUUAUUGUGAAAUGUUUAGUUCCUCAUGGGGGAGUAGGGUUCCAUUGAUGAGUCAAAAUUGAAGCACACUGCAUAAUAGAUGUUGAAAGACUAUGGAUAUGAUUCUUCUCAGAUUUGAUGACAUCAUUGAAAUAGAAGUUUUUGUUGGUGUACUGAUGACGAAAAGAAUCAUAUGAACAUCUGUAAAUAUUCACCGUGUAUUUUAGAUGUUGGGAUGUAUUCUUACUUGAUAUGUUUAAAAAUGUUGAAAUUCUAGAAAUGGAGUGGUAUUUUCUGAUCUUUUAAAAAUGGAAAAUGUGAAGCGAAAAAUAUGUUUCCACC